Molecule: messenger RNA, 1947 nt
Organism: Molossus molossus (Pallas's mastiff bat)
Lineage: Eukaryota; Metazoa; Chordata; Mammalia; Chiroptera; Molossidae
Gene: IGSF11
Product: immunoglobulin superfamily member 11
Exons: 6
Coding region: 121-1239 (372 amino acids)
Biological process (GO): homophilic cell-cell adhesion
Cellular component (GO): cell-cell junction
Molecular function (GO): ionotropic glutamate receptor binding
Source: RefSeq, a predicted model, not a curated record
GCAGCUUCCCUGGAGGUCUCAGAGAGCCCUGGGAGUAUCCAAGUGGCCCGGGGUCAGACGGCCGUCCUGCCCUGUACGUUCACUACCAAUGCUGCCCUCAUUAACCUCAAUGUCAUUUGGAUGGUCAUUCCUCUCGCAAAUGCCAACCAACCUGAGCAGGUCAUUCUGUAUCAGGGUGGACAGAUGUUUGAUGGUGCCCCCCAGUUCCACGGUAGGGUAGGAUUUACAGGCACCAUGCCAGCCACCAAUGUCUCUAUCUUCAUUAACAACACUCAGCUCUCAGACACAGGCACCUACCAGUGUUUGGUUAACAACCUUCCGGAUAGAGGGGGCAGGAACAUUGGGGUCACCGGUCUCACAGUUUUGGUUCCCCCUUCUGCCCCUCACUGCCAAAUCCAAGGAUCCCAGGAUAUCGGCAGCGACGUCAUCCUGCUCUGUAGCUCAGAGGAAGGCAUUCCUCGACCAACUUACCUUUGGGAGAAGCUAGACAAUACCCUCAAACUACCUCCAACAGCCACUCAGGACCAGGUCCAAGGGACAGUCACCAUCCGGAACAUCAGCACUCUGUCUUCAGGUUUGUACCAGUGUGUGGCUUCUAACGCCAUAGGAACCAGCACCUGUCUUUUGGAUCUCCAGGUGAUCUCCCCCCAGCCCAGGAACAUUGGACUAAUAGCUGGAACCAUUGGCACUGGGGCAGUUAUUGUCAUUUUUUGCAUUGCACUAAUUUUAGGGGCAUUCUUUUACUGGAGAAGCAAAAAUAAAGAGGAGGAGGAAGAGGAAAUUCCUAAUGAAAUAAGAGAGGAUGAUCUUCCACCCAAAUGUUCUUCUGCCAAAGCAUUUCACACUGAGAUGUCCUCCUCAGAGAACAACACGUUGACCUCCUCCAAUACCUACAACAGCCGAUACUGGAGCAACAAUCCAAAAGUUCACAGAAACGCAGAGUCAUUCAGCCACUUCGGUGACUUGCGCCAGUCUUUCUCCCUGCGCUCAGGCAGUGCCAACAUCCAGUCCGUCUGUGCUAACGGGAACUACCUGGUCCCAGCUCCACAGAAGACUCUGGUAGUGACAGCCAACAGAGGCUCCUCGCCGCAGGCCGUGCCCAGGAGCAAUGGCUCGGUCAGCAGGAAACCUCGGCCUCAGCACACACGCUCCUACGCGGUCAGCCAAGCAACCCUGGAGCGAAUCGGCGCCGUCCCGGUCAUGGUGCCUGCCCAGAGCCGGGCUGGGUCCCUCGUGUAGGAAAAGAGCGGAUAGAGUGUUCAGGAAAGAACCAGUGCAGUGCCCUGUGCAAGGGGUGGGUGUGGUGGGUGAGUCCUGGGAAGGCAACACUCUUCUUAUCGUGAUACCAGUAAAAAGCACAAAGAAGUCUGAUGCUGUUACCUGGCCACUAAGAUUUGUGAAACGAACCAGAAUAUCUAUCCUGAGACUUGUUUCCCCACCACACAUGUCCAGGAUCCUUCUCAGUAAGCUGGAUCUCAAAGAGGUGCCAAGCCAAGAAAAAGAUGUAAGAGCCGAGUAGCAUAUAAAAUCUAAACUGCAGUCCAGACGGGUUUGUUCUUUAGCUCAUACCUAACAAUAAUUUUUCCAGAGACUCAAGUGCCAGAUGGAAUUUAGUAAUGAAAUUGUUUUAGAAGGUGGGUGUCUUUAGAAAAAACAAUGAACAUCCUGGGAUAUCUUCCACCUCUUCCCAUUCCCUCGUUAUGUAGAGGGCACAGGGCAUGAAUGGCUAGUAUUUGUCCCAGCAGGGCUGGCUUAUAACACAGAAUCAAAACUUUUUACACAAACAAAAUUCAUUAAGAAAUGGGGGAAAACAAAAAAAAAUCUUCCUUGGGGAGCCCAUUCAUAUUUAUUUCUGAUCCAUAAAUUUCAUAUUUGGAAUAUUGCUCUUGACAGAUUCUUGCCUGUCUGUGUUUUUCUAGGGUCUGCUACAGGUCCAUAACAAUUACU